Phycomyces blakesleeanus NRRL 1555(-) is the source of this 729-nucleotide messenger RNA. RefSeq lists its product as hypothetical. NCBI's taxonomy places the organism in Eukaryota, Fungi, Mucoromycota, Mucoromycetes, Mucorales, Phycomycetaceae. The coding region runs from base 1 to 729 and encodes 242 amino acids. The transcript has a single exon. Gene Ontology annotation, molecular function: metal ion binding; 1-phosphatidylinositol-3-phosphate 5-kinase activity. The record is from RefSeq and is a predicted model, not a curated record.
AUGGAAAACGAUUCCUGCCAGACAUCGCUCACAAGCUUUAAUUUCGACGUUCCAACAACAGACAAAGACAAUGAGGGAGUGCUGUCAAAGUUAUUGGGGAAAGUAAAGACAGCGGUUGCAGGGCAGCCAGUAUCGUACACUCAAGCACAUUCACUAUAUUCUGAGCAAGCUUCUGCUAGUGAUCUUCACAGUAGCAGUUCGACAAUUUCUUUAGCGUCAACCCGCCUUAAUAAAACCGAUCCUGAGCUUUGGACAGCAGCUACUACUAACAGGCUUGCUUCAACUACAGUAACUUCCUCUCGAUCAAGCCUACAGCGUCAUAUUUACGUGACAUCCCCUACGCCACCAGCCUCAUCUAAAGAUUCAGUGGUAGUAAACUUUUCAACCCCUGGAACAGCCAACUAUAUAAGCAGACAAGACUCAAUAAACACCGCAUCUUCUCGAUUGCCACAAGAUGACCGUUCCACAACUAUUACGUUUGGCGAUGACUAUCUCGGAUCUCCUCUCAGCAAAUCCCGCUCUGUGGAUAGUGACACGCAGUCGAUCAUAACGACAUUUUCGGUCUCCACUUCCAACUCGCUUGGACGUAUCUUAGCCCGACUCAGGGGACAGAAAAGCGACAAGGAGUUCUGGAUGCCAGACGAGCAAUGCAAAGAGUGUUACAAGUGCCGUAAACCAUUUACUCUUCUUCGUCGCAGACACCACUGUCGUACUUGUGGUGAGUCUUAA